Molecule: messenger RNA, 1608 nt
Organism: Stereum hirsutum FP-91666 SS1
Lineage: Eukaryota; Fungi; Basidiomycota; Agaricomycetes; Russulales; Stereaceae
Product: WD-repeat protein
Exons: 8
Coding region: 1-1608 (535 amino acids)
Biological process (GO): ribosomal large subunit assembly
Cellular component (GO): nucleolus
Molecular function (GO): protein binding
Source: RefSeq, a predicted model, not a curated record
AUGGCGACCCUCCUACCUCCUCCAAAACGGCAAAAGGUCUAUCACGGUAUACCAGAGCCAGAGACGGUCCCCAUCGCACCCUCUCCGAAUAUCGUCGUCCAGUUUGUCUCUGAGGACGAUGGUACGCCGCUCGCACCGGCCGUGAACCUGCCUGCAAAUGUUUCGAGGGAGGAUUUGCAAGGCUUGGUUAAUAAAUUGACUGCAAAAGAUGAGGACCCGGUACCAUUCCAGUUCCACAUAUCACUACCGGCCGAUGCUGCUUCUGGACGAGAUACAUCCCGAGUCGUAAUCUCCACUUCCAUCGAAUCCGACGUGCUUUCACAUCCAUCACAUGCUUUCACACCGGAGGAUGUCUUCGUAGUGCAUUGCUCGCCUCAAUCAGUUUUCCGAGUUCGACCUGCAACUAGAUGUUCAUCUACUCUUUCAGGACAUACCUCUCCUAUCCUAUGCGCUUCUUUCUCACCGACCGGUCGCCUGCUUGCUACGGGAUCUGGUGACACAACCGCUCGUCUCUGGGAUCUUGGCACGGAACUUCCCUCGCAUACGCUGUCCGGGCAUAAAGGAUGGGUUCUAUGCGUUGAGUGGGAAGCCAUGGAACGGAAGCUGGCUACGGGCGGUCACGACAACCAAGUACGGAUAUGGGACCCAAAAUCUGGCAAACCUAUAGGAGACGCCUUGAAGGGCCACAGUAAAUGGGUCACCUCUCUGUCAUGGGAACCUAUACACUUAAAUGUCACCUCACCCCGGCUCGCGUCGUCUUCAAAGGAUGGCACUGUCCGAGUCUGGUCUAUAUCCACUCGUCGAGUGGAAUACACAUUAGGCGGUCAUACCGCCAGCGUCAAUGUCGUGCGGUGGGGAGGUGGAGGAUUGAAUGGAAAAGGUGUUCUCUACACGGCGUCAUCCGAUCGUACAGUACGAGUAUGGGAUGCCAAUGGGGGGAGACUACUCCAUACGCUGCAAGAUCACGCCCAUUGGGUUACGACCCUUGCUCUGAAUGCCGAUUUUGUUCUUCGGACAGGUCCAUUUGACCACACAGGCAAACGUCCUGCUUCCGAUGAAGAAGCCCAAAAACGCGCCCAAGAACGCUACUCCGCCCUAAUCUCCUCAACCCCCGAACUCCUCAUCUCCGGCUCAGACGACCACACCCUCUUCCUCUGGUCUCUCUUCCCCUCCCGCACCGCCUCGUCCGAAUCCACCGCCCUCGCCGCCUCCAAUGGCGGCAAACUAAAACCCCUCGCUCGUCUCACCGGUCAUCAACGUCAGGUGGCCCAUGUGACUUUCAGUCCGGAUGGGAGGUGGGCAGCGAGCGCGGCGUUUGAUAAUAGCGUGCGGUUGUGGGAAGGCAAGACGGGCAAAUUUGUGGCUACGUUGAGGGGCCAUAUUGGUGCGGUUUAUAGGCUUACGUGGAGUGCGGAUUCGAGGCUUUUGGUCAGUGCGAGUAAAGAUACGACGGUCAAGAUCUGGGAUUUAAAGACAUACAAACUAAAGACGGACCUACCGGGCCACACGGACGAGGUUUAUUGCGUCGAUUUCGUGGCGGAUAAGAUUGUGAGUGGCGGAAGGGACCGUACGGUCAAAAUGUAUGUUCUCUCGCUUUCUCCUACGUGA